AUGCAUUUCCGAGAUAGCAAGAGGAAAGUGGACUACGUCUUAGUCUAUCACUAUCGGAAGCAUUCCUCAGACCCUGGCAGCAAUUCUCCAGGCCUCUUACACCGGCCGGCAUCAUUGGCUAUUAUUUCUAAUGGGGAGACGGGCAAGAACCAGCAGAAACAGCAGGAGGGAUCCACUCCAGAUGCCCAGGUCAUCGAUCUGACUCCGCAGGAUGUUUUGGAGGGAGCAAAGCAGGAGCAGCGGGAGGAGUUUGAACGCAACCUGAUGGAAGCUGGUUUGGAGUUAGAAAAGGAUGUGGAGAAUAAGAGUCAAGGAUUAAGUUUUGUCCGAAUACAUGCCCCGUGGAAUGUACUGAGCCGAGAAGCAGAGAUUCUGAAAAUCAAAAUGCCCACUAAAAGAACUUACGAAAUCAAGGAAGAAGGGGGAAUUGUCAAGAAGCUGUCUUCCGUGUGGCAGAAAUUUACAGAACCAUUGCAGCCUAAAGUGCCAGAGCAACAGACCACUAGAACGAAGAAUUUAUCUUACCCCUUUUCCAGAGAAAAAAUAUAUUUGUACAACAUUCAAGAUAAAGAUACGUUUUUUGACAAUGGCACCCGCAGUCGAAUUGUACAUGAAAUUUUGAAGCGCACAUAUAGUUCAAAAGCCAAAAACAGCAUGGGUAUUAACACAUUAAUAGCAAAUAAUGUUUAUGAAACAGCGUAUCCCCUACAUGAUGGUGAAUAUGAAGGUGAAAACAAGGAAAUGAACGAAAGAAAGCUGUUAUAUCGAGAGUGGGCAAGAUAUGGAGCAUUUUACAAGUUUCAGCCUAUUGACCUCAUAAGAAAGUAUUUUGGAGAAAAAAUUGGAAUGUAUUUUGCCUGGCUGGGGUUAUAUACAGAAUUUCUCAUUCCAUCUUCUAUUGUUGGAAUCAUUGUGUUUCUGUACGGGUGUCUGACCAUCGAAGAAGACAUUCCAAGCAAGGAGAUGUGUGACCAACAUAAUGCCUUCACCAUGUGCCCUUUGUGCGACAAGACGUGUGACUACUGGAACCUCAGUACUGCUUGUGGUACCGCACGUGCCAGCCAUUUAUUUGAUAAUCCAGCCACGGUCUUCUUCUCCGUUUUCAUGGCCCUCUGGGCCACAAUGUUUCUUGAAAAUUGGAAGCGUUUGCAGAUGAGGUUGUGUUUCUUCUGGGAUCUAACUGGCUUGGAGGAGGAAGAAGAACACCCCAGGCCAGAAUAUGAAACAAAAUUAUUACAGAAGAAAUCCAGAACUGAAAAUACCAAAAUCGAAGAGGAAAAGCUGACCUGGCGAGACCGGACCCCUGGCUACCUGGUGAACCUUGCUUCUAUCUUGUUUAUGAUCUCACUGACCUUUUCCAUAGUCACUGGCGUGAUUGCAUACCGGAUAACCACAGCGGCCGCACUCUCAAUGAGCACCAACGGGUCAACCAAGUCCAAUGUGCGAGUCACAGUGACUGCGACGGCCGUCAUCAUUAACCUCGUGGUGAUUCUAAUCCUGGAUGAGAUUUAUGGAGUUGUUGCCAAAAAGUUGACAGAAAUGGAGGUACCAAAAACAGAAAAAACAUUUGAGGAGAGGUUAAUUCUGAAGGCCUUCCUGCUGAAGUUUGUUAAUUCCUAUGCACCCAUUUUUUAUGUGGCUUUUUUUAAGGGAAGGUUUGUCGGCCGCCCUGGCCAGUACGUGUACAUGUUUGCUGGUUACCGAAUGGAAGAGUGUGCUCCUGGAGGAUGCCUGAUGGAACUUUGCAUUCAGCUCAGCAUCAUCAUGUUGGGGAAACAGCUGAUUCAGAACAAUAUCUUUGAAAUAGGCGUCCCGAAAUUAAAGAAACUGUUCCGCAAGCUGAAGGACGAGAGGCCAGAGAAGAAGGAAAGCCAGUCUGUUUCGUCCAAACAGCCUCAGCAGUGGGAGCUGGACUAUGUCCUGGAGCCGUUCACAGGGCUGACCCCAGAAUACAUGGAAAUGAUCAUACAGUUCGGCUUUGUCACCCUCUUCGUGGCCUCCUUUCCUCUGGCUCCGGUCUUUGCCUUGCUGAACAACGUCAUUGAAGUUCGGCUUGAUGCCAAAAAAUUUGUGGCUGAACUAAGAAGGCCUGAUACAGUGAGAGCAAAGGAUAUAGGAAUUUGGUUUAAUAUUUUGAGUGGCAUUGGAAAGUUUUCAGUUAUAAUUAAUGCCUUUGUCAUUUCAGUCACUUCAGAUUUCAUUCCACGCCUUGUCUACCAAUAUGCGUACAGUCACAAUGGCACCAUGCAUGGCUUCAUCAAUCACACCCUGUCAUACUUCAACGUCAGUGACUUUAAAUCUGGAACCCAGCCAGAAAACUCACCGUUUGAAGAAGAGGUUUCCUUUUGCAGGUUUAAGGAUUACAGAGAACCACCAUGGUCUGAAAACUCAUAUGAAUUCUCCAAGCAGUAUUGGUCUGUUUUAUCUGCCCGCCUGGCAUUUGUCAUUAUUUUUCAGAACCUGGUCAUGUUCCUCAGCGUGCUUGUAGACUGGAUGAUCCCAGACAUCCCCAAGGAUAUCAGUGAGCAGAUCAAGAAGGAGAAGAGUGUGCUGGUGGAUUUCUUCCUGAGGGAGGAGCAUGAGAAACUGAAACUGAUAGAGAACUUUAUCACACGGGACAAGCAAAGGAGCUGGAGUGAGGCAAAAAGGAAGAAGGGCCGAGCAGCCAGCUUCUCCCAGUUCAACCGAAGCCGCCGGGGCAGCUUUGCAUCUCUUAGUUCAAAGCACAGCGAUGUAUGACCCAUAUCUGGACC
Candoia aspera is the source of this 2753-nucleotide messenger RNA. It is a transcript of the gene ANO2, whose product is annotated as anoctamin 2. Gene Ontology annotation, molecular function: protein dimerization activity; intracellularly calcium-gated chloride channel activity. Gene Ontology annotation, biological process: chloride transmembrane transport. The transcript is spliced from 23 exons. The record is from RefSeq and is a predicted model, not a curated record. NCBI's taxonomy places the organism in Eukaryota, Metazoa, Chordata, Lepidosauria, Squamata, Candoiidae. Gene Ontology annotation, cellular component: plasma membrane. Bases 1 to 2739 code for a protein of 912 amino acids.